CCUCCUCCUCCCCCCCACCACGGUCUCCGAUGGAAAGAGUUGAAGCCGCGCCGACAGGAGCCGCCGGGAAGAGGCAGCGGAGCGCAGGGCAGGACUUGGGUCCCAACUCCGACCGCGCCGCGGGGACGCUGCCCGCAGCCGCUCGCAUGGCCCGGGGCAGCGCACCCUAAGCGCCGGGCUGGGGCGAGCCGCCGCUCCGCUCCGCUCCCCGUUCUCCUCUCGCCGCAGCCGGAGCGCGAUGCGCCUGUGAGCCCCGCACCGGAGCCGCCGGGGAGCCCAUAAAUCAUCCAGAAACGAGCUUAUGAGAAAAAUAGAAGGAAGAAGGCCAAGGAGGCAUGCCAGAGGAGGAAGCCUGCAGAGUCCAAGGGGUUCAGAGAAGGCUGCAGUGGGACUGCCUCUGAGAGGGAGCAUUUACAUCCUGACAGGUUUACCUUCUGGGACUUUGAGCUUGGAUUGCUGCUGGAAUAUUUGUCCUGGACCUGGCCUCUGGGCUGGUUACUAAGGAUUUUCCCUGGUGCUUGACUUCAAAUAUGACACUAAAGUAAUGCAGAGGCUGUAUCCUCCCUGGGCCCACCUUGGAAGCUAGAUCUGCAACUGCCCUUCAGUCAUGGUUGUUUCAAGAUUAAAGGCCAUUUCCCUAUCAUUGCCAAGCCUUUUUCUUCUUGCUUUUCAUCUCUCAGCAUCACAGAAUGUACCUGAAUACUCUGAAGCUGAACAUCAGCAGUGUGUCAGGAAAGAACACCCCACAAUUGCUUUUGAAGAUCUGAAGCCUUGGGUGUCCAAUUUCACCUAUCCAGGUGUGAAUGAUUUUUCUCAGCUCGCCCUGGAUGCCAACAGGAACCAGCUCAUUGUGGGAGCAAGGAACUACCUCUUCAGACUUAGUCUACACAACGUUUCUCUUAUUCAGGCAACAUCAUGGGGUUCAGAUGAAGACACCAAGAGGUCCUGUCAAAGUAAAGGGAAAACAGAGGAAGAGUGCCAGAACUAUGUCCGAGUGCUGAUUGUUUAUGGCAAGAAGGUUUUUACCUGUGGUACCAAUGCCUUUUCACCAGUGUGUUCCAGUCGUCAGGUAGGAAAUCUUAGCAAGAUCAUUGACAGAAUAAAUGGAGUGGCUCGGUGCCCAUAUGACCCCCGGCAUAACUCAACAGCUGUGAUUACAUCACGAGGAGAGCUCUAUGCUGCAACUGUAAUUGAUUUCUCUGGACGGGAUCCUGUUAUUUACCGCAGCCUUGGAAAUGUUCCCCCACUCAGGACAGCACAGUACAACUCCAAAUGGCUCAAUGAGCCAAACUUUAUUGCUGCCUAUGACAUCGGUUUGUUCACCUACUUCUUUUUUCGAGAGAAUGCAGUAGAACACGACUGCGGGAAAACAGUAUAUUCUCGUGUGGCCAGGGUCUGCAAAAAUGACAUUGGAGGGAGAUUUUUGCUGGAGGACACAUGGACAACUUUCAUGAAGGCCAGGCUGAACUGCUCCCGUGCUGGAGAAAUCCCUUUCUAUUAUAAUGAAUUGCAAAGCACCUUCUACCUUCCUGAGCAAGACCUGAUCUAUGGUGUCUUCACCACUAAUGUAAACAGCAUAGCUGCCUCAGCAGUGUGUGCCUUCAAUCUCAGUGCCAUUACUCAGGCAUUUAACGGUCCUUUUCGUUACCAAGAGAACCCAAGAUCAGCCUGGCUGCCGACAGCAAACCCCAUCCCAAAUUUCCAGUGUGGGACGCUGAGUGAUGACAGCCCGAAUGAGAACCUGACAGAGAGAGUCCUGCAGGACGCACAGCGCUUGUUCCUGAUGAACGACGUGGUGCAGCCGGUCACUGUAGACCCAUAUGUGACUCAGGACAGCAUUCGAUUCUCUAAACUAGUGGUUGAUAUUGUUCAGGGGAAGGAUACUCUCUACCACGUGAUGUACAUUGGAACAGAGUAUGGCACCAUCUUGAAGGCCCUUUCUACCACUAACAGGAGCCUAAGGAGUUGUUAUUUAGAGGAAAUGCAGAUACUCCCGGAUGGACAACGGGAAGCAAUCAAGAGUCUCCAAAUCCUGCACAGCGACAGGUCUCUCUUUGUGGGCUUAAAUAACGGAGUGCUGAAAAUUCCUCUGGAGAGAUGCUCCAUGUACAGAACAGAAGGAGAAUGCCUAGGAGCCAGAGACCCUUACUGUGGCUGGGAUAGCAAGCAGAAGCAAUGCACCACCAUUGAGGACAGCUCCAACAUGAGCCUAUGGACCCAAAAUAUUACGGAGUGCCCAGUGAAAAACCUGACAACAAAUGGAAGACUGGGACCUUGGUCCCCAUGGCAACCGUGUGAGCAUUCAGAUGGGGACAGCACAGGCUCCUGUAUGUGUAGGUCACGUUCGUGUGACAGCCCUCGUCCUCGCUGUGGAGGUCGCAGCUGUGAAGGGGCCAGGAUCGAGGUUGCAAAUUGUUCAAGAAAUGGCGCUUGGACACCCUGGUCUUCCUGGGCCUCCUGUAGCACCUCCUGUGGGAUUGGCUUUCAGGUCCGCCAGCGGUCCUGCAGCAACCCUGCUCCACGGUACGGGGGCAGGGUCUGUGUUGGACAGAGCAGGGAAGAGAGGUUCUGUAAUGAGAACAGUCCAUGUCCAUUGCCAAUUUUUUGGUCUUCAUGGGGUCCUUGGAAUAAAUGUAGUGUGAAUUGUGGCGGGGGAAUUCACUCAAGGCAAAGGUCCUGUGAAAAUGGAAAUACAUGUCCAGGCUGUGCUGUGGAAUAUAAGACCUGCAACCCAGAGAGCUGCCCAGAAGUGCGUAGGAACACACCUUGGACCCCUUGGAUGCCUGUCAACAUCACCCAGAAUGGUGCCCGCCAGGAGCAGCGCUUCCGUUACACGUGUCGUGCCCAGCUGUCUGAUCCCCAUGAGCUGCAGUUUGGAAGGAAGAAAACUGAGAGUCGAUUCUGUCCCAAUGAUGGCUCAGCUAUGUGUGAAACUGACUCUCUUGUUGACGACCUCCUCAAGACUGGUAAGACCUCUGCACGGAUUAUCAAUGGGGGCUGGUCCUUUUGGGGGGCCUGGUCUUCCUGUUCCAGGGACUGUGAGUUGGGCUUUAGAAUCCGGAAAAGGACAUGUACAAACCCUGAACCUAAAAAUGGUGGCUUGCCUUGCGUGGGGUCAGCGAUGGAGUAUCAAGACUGCAACCCACAUCCUUGCCCAGUGAAAGGCUCAUGGUCUUGCUGGACUCCUUGGUCUCAGUGCUCAGCAACCUGUGGAGGAGGGCAUUACCAGCGCACACGGACGUGCACCAACCCAGCUCCAUCUAGUGGAGAGGAUAUCUGCAUCGGGCUGCACACUGAGGAGGCUCUCUGCAACACCCACCCAUGUGAAGGUGGCUGGUCAGAGUGGUCAGAGUGGAGCCUGUGUAAUGAAGAGGGCAUCCAGUAUCGCAGCCGUUACUGUGAUGUACACAGCCCAGACUCUUCUCAGUGCGUUGGGAACAGCACACAAUACCAAGAUUGCCUGUAUAAUGAAAUUCCUGUGAUCCUGCCAGCAUCCAGCAUUGAUGAGAACACAAACUGUGGAGGUUUUAGUCUCAUCCAUCUGAUUGCCACCGGGGUCUCCUGCUUCUUUGGCUCCAGCCUCUUAACAUUUGUGAUUUACGUGUACUGCCAGCGCUGCCAGAGGCAGUCCCAGGAGUCGACCGUUAUCCACCCAACCACUCCCAACCAUCUUCACUACAAGGGCAACACAACGCCCAAGAAUGAGAAGUACACCCCCAUGGAGUUCAAGCUGACAGAAGUGACACACUUAAUAUCGGGGGGUCCAAACCUGGAUAUCUACCAAUGGAGAUGGAGAUCAGACACUUAACAAGAACAACCUGAUACCAGAUGACAGGACCAACUUCUACCCCUUGCAGCAAACCAACGUGUACACGACAACCUACUAUCCCAGUACACUGAAUAAAUAUGACUACAGGCCCGAGGCCUCCCCUGGAAGGACCUUUACCAACAGCUGAUGAUGGACAGAUCCUACAGGACUAGAUCACUUCCUAUAUGAAUUUUUUUUUAAUUGAUUUCGUGGACCAAAUACUGGCCCAGCCUCUAGAUGUAAAUAUUGUACAGUAGGGUCUUUUUUUUUCCCUUUGGUUAAUUGUAUUUCUUGUAAACAGCACAUCUCCUUACAAGGACAAAAAAAAAAAAAAAAGCAUAUGGACCAUUCUGCAGAGCUUUUGUGGCUGUUUGGUUGGAGAUGGCUCUCACUACUGCAACUGUUUAUAUGGCUGGAAGAUCAGCAUCGCUGUCCAAGGCUGAUGUCAAGGAGCUGGCUGUGGCCGUGCCACCACGCAGCAGUACGAGUGCAUGUGGAGUGACACGGGGCGGCCUCCAGGGGUGAGGAGCAUCCUUCCUGGGACAGGGGAGCAACAGGGCACAAGACGACACACAGUGCAUGGAGCAGGCCAAGCAGGACUCCAUCAUGCCAACAACUUGAAGAACGUUUUCUUUUUCGUUUCCUUUUUUAAUUUUGAUGAUUUUUUUUUUUUUACUGUUUCUGCAAAAAAAAGAAAAGAAAAAGAAAAAAAAAAAGAAAAGAAAAAAAAAAAGUAACUUUUUAGGGCAACGUUCCUGUAUCUUCAACAGAAUCUUUUCAUACUGCAGGAAAUAAUCGCCGCCGCCUUCUUUGGUAAUAUGCAAUUUAGCUGGUGAGAAACAACACACAAAUAAAAGUGCGUUACCCAAAGAAGCUUUCUAGAAUGUUUCCAGUCUUAAUUAAAAGAAAAUUAUACAGGCAGUGAGAUACAGAGGAAAGUAAAUGUUGGAAUAACGUUGGAGACAUGAACUUGGAGUGCCUAACAAACAAAGAUGUUUAUAUCACUGGAAAAAGAAAUGUGAUGAUUGCCGCACGAGAGCCAUAGGCUUUUUUUUUUCUCUUUCAUUUUGUUUCUGAGACAGUGUUAACUCUUUUUGUUCUAGCUUUGAUCCUGAUUGUUUCUGCAAGGAAAGACAACAUUGGAGGCCAUGCUCUUCUUUGUGGGAAAUCACCAUGCUUUGGGCUAAUUUUUACUCCUCUUUUAUUGUUGGUUUUUAGUUCAUUUACUUUUCAAAGCAUGAAUAAUUCUGACUUUGCAGGGGAGAAUGUUUUGUAAGGAAUGUUUCCAUAGUCUGUCGUGACCCAGAAAGUCUGCUGCACAUUCUUAUAGCGUCUUCCAGUCAGUACUCUAUGAAAUGGUAACACAGCUGAGUAAUGCGCAUUGUUUGCCAAUAUUUCCAUAAUUUUUCUGAACAAAACCAACCCAACAACCAACUGCUGCUGCAGCUAUUGAAUUGAAUUGGGGCAGUAGCAUUAUUAAAUGAUAUAUCCAACCUUGAAAUGUAAUUUUGUGUAUGUGUGUGACUGUGUCUAUGAGAACUGUAUUAGUCUAAUGCAGAAGCCAUGUUGUCUACAGCCAGAUGUUUGUCUGACAUAAUUGUUUGGCAAAAAGGAAAUUUAUUGCUGGUGCUUAAUGUACAAUUACAUCAAAUGUGUUAGCAACGUGAACAAGUCCACCACUGUUAUCAUUCAGUGUUUCUAACUAUUUAUAAUGAACUCCUGAUGCUAAGGAUUUUAGAAUGUUGCAAUACCAAGCAUGAGAUAAAAGUACACCCCAAAAUGCGCAUGAGCUCCAUGUGGUCCCAAGCUUGGAUUUGUUGUCUGCAUCUUACCCGGAGGAUUGCCAUGCCCACGCAUGGCCCUCAGCUCGGCUGUUCUUUUUGUCUUUGCUUUCUUUCAGAUUUUGCCAUAAGCCAACUCUGUUUCUCAGUGUUGUUCCUUUGCAGUUGCUCAUUGGAGGUCUGGCUGGGCCACGUGUUCUGCUCUUUUGUGCAGGUAGCCGGUAGGAAAUGAAGAAAGGCUCAUACAAGUGCAUUGCUUUUCCUGCAAGGAAAAGCCAACGUGACUCUAUAAGCCCGCAUUACAAUUGCUUGACCAGAAGGCAAGCAUAAAGUAGCCUCCCAUUUUUAAAUUACUUUUUUUUUUUCAUCUUCAGUUUGCAGUGAUCAAAAGCUGUAGGGAUGUUUGUAAUGAAGUGGGGUUAUUUGCACUGCUCCGAGGGUGCCUUAGGCUCUGUGGUGCCCAUCAUUUCCAGCAGCUGUUCUUCUGAUUUAGCAGCUCACCCCACUUUUCCAGCUGCACCAGGUGAAAGAGAGAGAACCAAACUGCCUGCUCCCCACUGAACACUGGAAAUCCUGACUGUAAGCCAUUCCAGCAAGCACGUGGCCCAGGGGCCGAAUGCGUUUGCAUUGGACUGCCUGGGUGGAAUUCCUCAGCUCUCGGUGGAGCGAGUCAGAAGAACACGGGGCUUCUGCAGUCACGUUCACUGUUGUGAAAAUUGAGCCACCUUUGAGCCUCCCUUUCAGCACUGAUCCAUUCUGUCAUCAUCAUUCUGCCAUCAUCGUGCACAUCACAGGAUUGCAGCUGGAGUAUAAGGGAUGUGAGUGAGUCAAAUCAUGCAAUGUUUUUUUGGUGGUUUUUUUUUCUUUCCAUUUUCCAUUUUUCCUUUGGGUUGGUUUUUUUUUUUUUUUUUUUUUUUCUUCUUCACUUGAAGCAUUCUUCUGUGCUUGGCUUAACAAAUAACAUGAUUUAAAAGGAUAUUUUUUUUUUUUCCCCAAAGAAAGCUCCCAUGUAGCAGCUGAAGUUACUUAAAUGUUCAGCUCACCAAGGUGGGUCAUUACUACCACUGUGCUUAGAAGGUGGAUAUUCUGUCAGCUAUUGGAGGGCAGAUGUUUUGAGGGUGGUGCAUGCGGUUAUCACUUCAGAGAGGCUCCUUCUUUCCUGUCCUCCAAAUGGACCCAGCCCUUCUCACAUAAUGGGCAGUAACAGUGAGGGUCAUUUGGCUCCAUUUGAAGUCAGGAGAGAACAUGGAGAGAAAUAGAGAGAAACCAGGGCACUUACUACUCAAUUAAUGUUUGCACGAGGGUGCAGUUCUUUAAGGAUCAUGUUAAUGUGAUGUGAGGGCUGCACUUUGUUAUGAGCUCUCUAACGUGUGGCAGGUUAAUGACACAAAUACAUGACACUCUUGCUGUUCAAGUUUGAUCACCAGAUCUGCAGUAUCUGGAGCAGACUGGACUGCUAAACUUGCUAGGAGUUUCUCAGUCCAGCUUGAGCUACACUGGAAAUGCACUUAAAUGGGAAGCACUGCCUCCCAAAGACACCAUCCAGCUCUCCUUUUUCUUUCACUUCCAAGGAAAGAGGAGACCCUGGAUGGUCACAGGGUUAGGCUGGAGCCAUCGGUUCUGUGCAGAUCCUCGGGGAAGAAUUCAGGCAUACAGCGCACAAAACCCGUUGGACAAAAGACAGUGGAAGUCUGAGAGCCCAACGUUCAGCAGAAACACAACUGUACAGCUACUGUAGGGGGAAGAAGGUGUAGUAUGCUAUCACUGCAGUUCCUAAUGCCUUACUUGUAGAAAAUGAGAUGAUAGUUUGUUUUUUGAAGUCAGCAGAGAGCAGGAACAGAGUCCGCAUCCGAUGCAGAUAAUUUGAUGGCUCCAGUGUUAAUGUCAUGCUGAGUCCACACCUGGGGAGGAAAUUGCUGUCCACUGAGAUUGAUUUAUUCUUUGUACCAAAUGUAGCGGGGGGAGAGUUUUAUAUAUAUAUAAAUAUAUAUAUAAAAUGUAAAUGUAAAGUUUCUGUAACAACUUGCUUUUUUUUUUUUUUUUUUUUUUUUUUUUUAAGUGUAUACAUCUAUCGGUGGAUAGGUACAGUAUAUAUUUAUAAUAUAUACACACACACACUAUAUAUAUAUAUAUAUAUAGCAGAAUGCCUGCAGAGGAAACUUACUUACUUAAAAUAAGAAAGGCAGUGCUGGUAUUCAAAUCACCACAGGGACAAACUGAAGGAAGAAAAAAAAGUACAAAUCUAGCGUCCUUUCCCUUAGGGGUAACAAAAUGUGCUUUUGAGGUAAAUGAAAUAUAAUUUUUUAAUUGAAAAGAAAAUUGAUUUUUCUAGUUAGAAGUAAGUGCUGAUUCUCCCCUAAAUCAUUCUGGUUAAGAAUGACUGAGUAAAGGAUUCUCGUGACUGCUUAUAUUUUCUGAAUAAGCCUCCUGAAUCUCUUGCGUGUAUCGCUCUGUUGUUUUUGUAAUUAUAAGUAGGGAGUAAUUGUGCAAAGAAAAUUAAAAUAGCAAGUAGGAGUAACAAAUAAUGUACCAUUACAGUAAAGCAUAUCAACUACUAGAACUGGAACAACGUCAUCUUCCAUGUUAAAGAUGCUAACAAUUGCUUUCUGAGUUAUUGACCAGCAUUACAAGACUUGCCUUAUAGGGACACAGGGAGGUUUAAUACAAAAUUUAGGGUCGAGAAACCAUGAAAACCAAUGGCUUUUCUUUUUGGAGGGCUCCAAAUACAGCUGUGGUACAGGGACAACACCCUAUGGCUGGGUGCCCCUUCGAACUUGUAAGGAAAAAGCCUGAGAAGGCUGCAAGGGCAGGUUUGGGCUGGGUGAGGAGACCUACAGGUUUCGGUGCUGUGUGUUUACCUUCAAAAGCAACCAAAAGCCCCCUUGUGGGCAAUGGGUCCUUGUGAGGUCAUCCAGCCUCAACCCUUCCGCCCUGAAAUCCUCCCUUUGGGCCACUGCUUCUGCUCUGCAUCAGCUGCAGACCCACUCCUGCCAUGGGAGGUGGGUGUGCAGUUUAAGAGCAGCAUUUGGCUUUCCAAAGUCCCCAUCCUGCUUUGCUUUGAAACCAAUCCAUUGCAAGACCACACGGUCACCACGAGGCUGCAGCCCCACUCCCAGAGGGUUCAGGGAGUGUGAAGAGUGAGAUGGGGCCAAGUGUGUGAUGGAGGUGGGGGUACAAAAUGCACAGGGCUGGGGGGAAGUGAUUGGAACUCUUGCCCCAAACAGCAAAACCUGAAGCAUGUCGCUGGACUCUGCAGUGGAGGCACAUCACCCUUCCUAUGCAAUAGAACUUGAUGGUACUUUAGUAUAAAGGUGACCUAGACUGUAAUCACUGCCUUUAGACACUGUGAAUUUUUUUGGGGUACUCUGUAUUUUUAUAUAUUGUACAAUGUAAAGAAUAAUUCAGAAAUAAAAGAGAAAAUCUGG
Molecule: messenger RNA, 9014 nt
Organism: Coturnix japonica (Japanese quail)
Lineage: Eukaryota; Metazoa; Chordata; Aves; Galliformes; Phasianidae
Gene: SEMA5B
Product: semaphorin 5B
Biological process (GO): semaphorin-plexin signaling pathway; axon guidance; positive regulation of cell migration
Cellular component (GO): plasma membrane
Molecular function (GO): semaphorin receptor binding; chemorepellent activity
Source: RefSeq, a predicted model, not a curated record